CUUAGAGUAAAGGGUGGGAAAUGCAAUCGUUUCGUAACCAGCACUCAGACCAAGGGCGGCGCAACUGUAAAUCCUUAGUGGCGUGUCGCUAAGAAACUAGGGGGCUUGUGAUGGAUAUCCUGGCCCCAGAGAACGCGAAUGAAUGACCCGAUCUGUAUGAGCGAUUUGGGCCGAUUAUUGUCUUUGGAUGCUAAUUUAGUUGCCACCCAGUUCGCUGACUCGUUAAUUCGGGUUACGCGGUUUGGGUAUUACAGCAACAACUCAACAAUUGCGAGGCUGGAUCAUCACAGAAAAGAUUCUGAUGAGGUUGAGGCUGAUGACACUAUCUGCUCGUCAGAACAAAGACAUCUCUUCAACCUAAACGAUUCCGAUGACGAGGAUCUCAUUCCACGGUCGAUUAAAAGAAAAAAGGCAAAACCCAUUGUGUCGAUUCUGCAAGCUAGAUUGAGAUUUUCAUAUUUUAGGACUUCCGCCGGAUCAGCCGAGAUUGAUCUUUGCCGGAAGCAGCAGCUGGAAGACAGCCGGACCUUGCCGACUACAACAUCGAAAAAGAGUCGACUCUGCAUCUGGUGUUGAGGCUUCAUGGUGGAGUUAUCGAGCCUUCUUUGAUGGCAAUUGCUAGGAAGUACAACCCUGAUGAGAAAACUAUCUGCCACAACUAUUAGCAGAGGCAAACUCAACAGGGGUAGGCUAGAGUUUCAAUCCUAUCUUCCCUCAUUGAUGAUGGGCGAGGCAACACAAAGUAGAUGUUGCAUUCAGAGAAUAGGGUGUGGAUUAUAUUAGGAAGAUGGUUCAAUUGAGGCUAGACAAUCUUCUAAGUGUGUGGAAGAGCUGAAUUUUUCUAAUCCGUUUGACCCUGAAGGUGGGGGGAGAAAGUUUUGAAUGGAGAACAAGCCCAACAGGACAGCACUAGGUGUGAUUAAUCAGUGUUUAGGUGCUCAUUUGUUGUUAAUAAAAGAGGAUUAUCAGGAGCUAAUAAUGGAGUCUCCAACAAAAAAACUCUAUUUCAGUGCAAAGGCCAUCUUAAGACCAUGAGUGUUUCCAAAUCAAGUUCUAGCGCUAGCGGCAAGGGUCUUGGCGCUAACCCCCGUGAUUGAUUCUGGCGAGAAAGGCAUUUUACCCAUCAAAAUCAGCAGCUACCGGUCUUCAUCUUCUUUGUCUUUCAUUUUAUAGAUUUGCUUAACCAUAAGUCUAACUUUUUACUUCAAAAAUGGAGUUCUUUUGCAACCUAGACUACUUAAGCAAUGCUCAAUAUGUGUUCCAGAAAUUGCCUCAAUAAGGAGGGUCUAGGUAACAUUUCACACUACAUUUCUCUGAUAGGCUUAGUUCCAUAGUGGUCAGGUUCUUCUAUUGCACACAACAAAUGCCAUAAAAAAGCCUGGAGAUAUUAAAGCAUGAAGGUGGGUCAGGUUCUUACACAAACUUCAAUUUCUUUAAGCUUCAAAGUUUUCCAAGGUGAUAAAUCUCGCUCUUAAGCUUAGGAUUUCUUUAUCCCCCCCGGGAUUCCAUCUUUUAUUGAACCCAAAAUUAUCUCAGUUUGAUUAUCAAUUUAAUGUUGCAUCCAAAAAGAAAUCUAAGAUUGUUUAAUUUGCAGUAAUUUAUUGUGGGCCUUUUUGAAUCAAUGAUUGACGUUCUU
This is a messenger RNA of Cuscuta campestris, 1636 nucleotides long. The record is from the annotation of a GenBank genome assembly. NCBI's taxonomy places the organism in Eukaryota, Viridiplantae, Streptophyta, Magnoliopsida, Solanales, Convolvulaceae.